Folsomia candida is the source of this 2217-nucleotide messenger RNA. RefSeq lists its product as uncharacterized. The record is from RefSeq and is a predicted model, not a curated record. The transcript is spliced from 13 exons. Lineage: Eukaryota; Metazoa; Arthropoda; Collembola; Entomobryomorpha; Isotomidae. The coding region runs from base 316 to 2148 and encodes 610 amino acids.
UGGUCAUGGUACGUGAUGACUAUACAACGUUUUCGAGAUUUUUGACUUGUGAUCUAUAUGUUAACUCUAAAUAGAUUUUUUUUUUAGAGGGUAUUAUUUAUUAUUAACAUAAACAUUGAUAAACUAUGAAAUACACUUAGUUGGCUUGGGGAGUAGAGGAAAAACCCGAUGUUGGUGGGUUGGGAAAACCUAAAUAGAUUAUCUUUCCCUUGGUAAAAUGAGGAUAAUAUUUUGAAGCGUAUUAUUAACUCGAUAUGGGUAUAUGGGAGCUAGUGAGUUCCUCUUGUUCUGUCUGUCCGUCCGUGUUUUCUAUGAAUGAGUUUUUUUGCAUCAAUUGAAAGGGAACCCCUCCUUAUAGAAGAACACGAACAUAAUACCAACCACAAUCGGACAAUCGGUAGCGCAAAAUUGUACGAAACAGAUUCUGAAUUAUGCAUCUUCAACGAAACAAAGCUACUUACGGCGUGUGACGACAAUAAAAUUAAUUUAAGACCAUUUUUGCACCAAGACCAAGAUGAGAUCAACUAUCGAAGGACUCCUGAAAAGAUAUUUGCUGGCUGUUUAACCACCAAGUUUUGCUACUCGCCGGAAGAAGGGGACAUUCCAGAAGAGAACCCUAACUGCAUGGAGGAUGUGAGCUGCAAAAAUCUGGUGGCGAUUGGGGGCAGAGAUGGCAAGGAUAAUAAUACCGAGGAUCAAGUGGUCAUCGAGAUGUAUUCCCAAGCUAAGGCUUGGUUCAGCAUUGGGUUAUCCAAUGACGUGAGCAUGGGGGACGACUACGUGCUUUCAUGUCGUCGGCCAAAUAUUUCCAUGAUUACGGACACCAUUGUGGGCAAUGGGGACAUUCUCCCAAGUGUGACGAACUCCUGGAACAAAGCACCCGAUAUUGCACCAGUUGGCAAAGGAAAUAAAAUUAUAACCGACGUGUCGAACAUAGUUGUCGUUCAAACACUGGUGAGUAGGAGGGAAAUUUACUGCAAGUUUUACAUGCAGAAAAAAUUUACCAAGAUUGAUCCUUACGAAAAUCGCAAACGUGAAUAUGAUCUAAGCAAAGAGUAUUGCAUACUCGCAGCAUGGAGUGACAAGUAUAACAUUACGAAUGCCUCUCUCUAUCAACUCGUUGACCACGACGCCACAUAUGGAAAGGGAAAUGGGAAACUUGGGGGUCGAAGGCCAUGCAAACAUAGUUGGAAACUUGACAUGUUCUUCCAGCCUACCGCCAGCCAGAAAAUUUACUUUAAGGUGCACGGAAUUUGCAUGAUUUUAACUUGGAUUUGUUUCGUUUCGAUUGGAAACUUUGUUGGGAGCUUUUACAAAGACAUUUUUAAGAAGAAAGAAACAUGCUUCAAAUUGGCAACUUGGCUCGUGAUUCAUUGCGUCUUCCACGUGGGGGCUCUGAUCCCGUUCGGAAUGGGAAUCUACUUUCACGUCGUUGGUAAAAUAGGCUGGAAGAGCCAUGUUCGAAAGAACUACAUGCACCUUGUGGGUGGAUACGGUGUCGUAGCUCUGUACUGCGUCAGCCUGUUAUCCGGAUUUCUCCUAAGGAAGAAGAAAGACUUGCGACGCUUAUCCGACUUUGAGGACAAAGUUCAUUAUCCAACACUCGUUCAUAAAGUAUCGUCACAUGCAGUACACUUCUUAUCAAAUCUAGUGUUGGCAUCCAGUCCGGAACUUCAAUUCUCUGGGCUUUCCUGCCACUUUUCAUACGUGGUAAUUGGAUGGAUGAUUACGUACAUUUUCUUGUAUGUCUUCAUGAUUUUUCACAGAUUUUGGGGACCCGUCUUGGCCGAAGAAUCAAAAGAUAUUGAUAAUCUAGUGGUCCCAAUUAACUCGUUGUUGACAGACAGUGAUGUCGAAGAACAACCCGAAACGUUAAAACUGAAGACGAUUGCGUUAUACGUGUUUGGAACGUUGGCAUUCUUGAUGGCAGUCUCUCUAAUUUCCAUGCUCGUGUGGCCCCCGGUGUCCGAAUGCUUCAGAAAGGAAUCCGACAAUUUUUUCGAAGUUAAAGCCAUGGCUCGGUAUCAAAAACAGUCACUGAAUAAAAAUGACGUUGGGGACGAAGAUUUGGACCUGGAACCAGCAACACUCGGCCCAUAUCGUCCUCCUUCAAAUAAGACAAGCCAGCGUCAGAUUAAAUUAAUCUAAUUUCUGCGCGUGUUUUAUUUCAAUGAAGUUAUUCUUUUAAAUAAAACGCCCUACAAUUACAUAACGAAA